AUUCUAACGGUAUUAUAAUUCUUUUCUUCUCUACACAGUUCAUCGUUUCUUUCUUGUUUCAAAAAAAAAAAAAAGUGAAUCGUUUCUCUUCAAAACCAAAUCGAAACCAAAAUCUCAAUGGUUUUACUCAAGGGAAAAUCUAGAGUGGGCUCAACGCGAGCCUCUGUUGGUGGACAAUCUCGUCCAACUGUUGGUGGUAAGAAUUUCAAGGUUUUUUCGGAAAAUGACCGGAAUAAAGUUGGCGAUGGACCCAUGACAUCUGCAAGAGAAGCAGGUGCAGCUUCAAGAAGGAAUGCUGUAGUACCCAACAAAGGGGUUAUUGCAAAUAACGCCAGUGAUCCAAAGGGUGACUUCAAAAGUAUGGAGAAAAGUAACAGAAAAUAUGGCACUGCUGCAAAUAUGAACGUGAGAAAGGCAUUGGCUGAUGUUACCAAUGCCAAUGCUCAAGGAAACUCUACAACAUCUAGCUCCAAAAUUAAGGUUUCAACAGAUUCAACCGCUAAAAUAGUGGGCAUCUCUUUGAGGAAAUCCUUCACGGUAAGAGAAAAAAGAAAUCCUAGUCUUGGUGGAGUUCAGUUAGAAGCUCCCAAUAGAGGCACAGGUGUAAGGAUGUCUUUAGGUGAUCAGAAGAAUAGUUCAAAUGGAGGUCAAUCAGUUGCCACAAGGGAUAGGUUUGCAAGGAAGCCUAUGUUACCUACAACUACAAGCACUUCAAGGAAGUCUCUACCAGUUCCAAGGAGGGUAUACAGAGCAGAAAUGAAUAACACAAAGGAAAAUGCUGGAAUUUCUGAAACAGCCAAAGGCCAAAGUGGUCUUCCAAGUAAGCUGACAACAGGCAGAAGAGUUAGUUCCCAACUAGUUAACGCAAGGAGCCAUCUAUGGAAGACACGAGCUAGUGAUGGGUUUGUUCAAAUGGUUACAACUAAUAUUUACGAAGCAUCCUCAAGGAAGUCCACCAAGCCUAUUGUUAAGACCACACUCAAGGCUUCUACAUCUCAGAAGACUCAACUAUCUAAAUCCAUAUCUGGUAAAAACAAACCAACUACUGCACUUUCAUCUGGUAAAAACAAACCAACUACUGCACUGUCAUCUGGUAAAAACAAACCAACUACUGCACUGUCAUCUAAGGAUGAGGCAAACGUUUCUUCGUCUCUUCCUGAGAAUAGUUCAGUGGUCGUUUCCAAUGAUGCAAAUCAAAGACAUCAACCAUCUGAUGGGGAGAGCAAUUUGAAAACGGAUUUAUCAGAGUCCAUUCCAAGAAAAAAGUCUAGUCGUCGAAAAUCUUAUACAACUUCAUUAAUUGAAAGAUCUAAGAUUCUGAAAGAAAAUGGUGAAGUUAGGGAGCAGGAUAACCUUCCAAAUAUAGAUGAUGAAUGCAAUCAUCUAGAAGUUUCUGAAUACAUCGAUGACAUAUAUCAGUACUAUUGGGUUACCGAGGCACAUAGUCAAGCUAUUUCAAAUUACAUGUCAAUUCAGACAGAGAUUACUCCUCAUAUGCGGGGCAUAUUGGUCAACUGGCUAAUUGAGGUACACUUCAAAUAUGAUUUGAUGCCCGAAACACUAUAUCUAACAAUGACGUUGUUGGAUCAAUAUCUUUCCCAAGUGACCAUAAAAACGAGUGAUAUGCAGUUAGUUGGUCUUACAGCACUUUUGCUGGCUUCAAAGUAUGAGGAUUUUUGGCAUCCAAGGGUAAAAGAUUUGAUUAGCAUCUCAGCCGAGUCCUAUACUAGAGAUCAAAUGCUUGGAAUGGAGAAGCUUAUUCUUAGAAAAUUGAAGUUCCGUCUUAAUGCUCCCACUCCUUACGUUUUUAUGGUUAGGUUUCUGAAGGCUGCACAAUCAGAUAAGAAGCUUGAACACAUGGCAUUCUUUCUCAUCGACCUAUGCUUAGUUGAAUAUGAAGCUUUGGCGUUCAAGCCUUCAUUACUAUGUGCAUCAGCGCUCUAUGUUGCACGUUGUACCCUGCAAAUAACCCCACCAUGGACACCUCUACUUCACAAGCAUGCUCGUUAUGAAGUUUCACAAAUCAGGGAUUGUGCGGAUAUGAUAUUGAAAUUCCAUAAAGCUGCUGGGAAGGGAAAGUUAACUGUCACGUAUGAAAAAUAUUUCAGAAAGGAACUCAGUGGGGUUGCAGCAGUGAAACCGUUGGAGAGACUUCCUAAUUGAUUCGACUUGUGUCGGAGAGUUAUGCUUUUGUAAUAUAUAGUAUGAAUUGACCAACUCUUUAAAUGUUGAAACACCUCUUCAUUUUUUUAUUCUUUAGCUAAAAAAUUAUGGGAAUAUCCCUUGAAUGAGCAGUUAAUUGCAUUGGUAAUGACAUAUAAUUGUGCAUCAAGAAAGGAAUACAAAAAAGCCUCGAGGUUUUUAUA
Messenger RNA from Cicer arietinum (chickpea), 2366 nucleotides. NCBI's taxonomy places the organism in Eukaryota, Viridiplantae, Streptophyta, Magnoliopsida, Fabales, Fabaceae. The record is from RefSeq and is a predicted model, not a curated record.